CAAACUCCAAUAAAACAACACGUAUUUACAAAAAAAUUAUCUUUAGAGAGAAAAUAUUUUCUGACAAUUUUGUUGAUUGAUAUUAAUAGAAGAAAGAACAUGUUCUCGAAGAAAAACUCGUUCGGCCGAUCUGAUUUCCCAGAGGGUUUCCUCUUUGGUACGGCUUCAUCGGCUUACCAAUAUGAAGGAGCCAUAAACGAAGCUCCUCGAGGAGAGAGUGUUUGGGACACAUUUGUUCGCAAAUAUCCAGAGAGAAAUUGCUACUCUAACGCAGAUCAAGCAAUCGAGUUCUAUAAGCAUUACAAGGAAGAUAUCCAAAGAAUGAAGGAUAUUAACAUGGAUGCUUUCAGAUUCUCUAUCUCUUGGCCUCGGAUUUUUCCUCUUGGAAAGAAAAGCAAAGGAGUGAACAAAGAAGGAAUCAAAUUCUAUAACGAUCUCAUCGAUGAACUCCUCGCUAACGGAAUAACACCUCUCGCCACUUUAUUUCAUUGGGAUACUCCUCAAGCACUUGAAGAUGAAUACAAUGGAUUCCUAAGCGAAGAAGCUGUUGAUGACUUCAAAGAUUUUGCAGCCUUAUGUUUCGAAGAGUUUGGCGACCGUGUAAAAUUGUGGGUCACACUAAACGAACCAUGGGUGUAUAGUAUUGGUGGUUAUGACACGGGAAGAAAAGCGCCCGGACGUGCCUCCAAAUACAUGAACGAAACAGCCGUGGCCGGAGAAUCUGGUCUCGAGGUUUACACUGUUAGUCACAAUCUACUUCUGGCUCACGCCGAAGCCGUUGAAGUCUUCAGGAACAAUCCCAAAUGUAAAGAUGGCAAGAUCGGUAUCGCUCAUUGUCCCGUAUGGUUCGAGCCUUAUGACUCGAACUGCCCUAAAGAUAAAGAAGCAUGCGAACGAGCUAUGGAGUUUAUGUUUGGCUGGCACAUGGAUCCUACGGUGUAUGGAGAUUACCCUGAAGUCAUGAAAAAAUCGAUCGGAAAAAGAUUACCAUCAUUUACCGCAGCACAAUCCAAGAAGCUUAUAGGAUCUUUUGAUUUCGUUGGGGUGAAUUAUUACAGUGCUUUCUACGUCAAAAAUAUUGAUGAAGUGAACCAUGACACUCCCAAUUGGAGAUCAGACGCACGCAUCGAAUGGAGAAAACAAAACAAAGCAGGACAGACAUUAGGUGUAAGAGGUGGUUCAGAAUGGGACUUUCUAUAUCCACAAGGACUUAGAAAGUUUCUAAACUAUGGCAAGAAUAAAUAUGAAAGUCCGAAAUUUAUGAUCACUGAAAACGGACACUGUGAUAUAGAUUACGAGAAAAAGCCUAAACUUUCUAACUUGAUGGAUCUCCAAAGGACAGAGUACCACAAGAAACAUCUCCAAAGCAUCCAACAAGCCAUCCAGGAGGAUGGCGUUGUAGUUGAAGGAUACUUUACGUGGUCGUUACUAGACAAUUGUGAAUGGAACGCCGGUUAUGGAGUCCGAUACGGACUAUUCUACGUCGAUUACAACAACGGGCUAAAACGAUUCCCGAAAAUGUCAGCAAUGUGGUUCAAAGAGUUCUUGAAGAGAGAAGAAGAAAUUGAAGAUUCAGAAGAAGAGUACGUGUUGAAGUCAACAAUGAACAAGAAGAGAUUCUUAUUAGCAACUGUUUCCGCCAAGAAGCAUUCCACAAGGCCUAGAUUAAGAAGAAAUGAUUUCCCACAAGAUUUCAUUUUUGGAUCUGCAACUUCUGCUUAUCAGUGUGAAGGUGCUGCACAUGAAGAUGGUAGAGGUCCAAGUAUCUGGGACUCCUUCUCUGAAAAUUUCCCAGAAAAGAUAAUGGAUGGUAGUAAUGGGUCCAUUGCAGAUGAUUCCUACAACCUUUACAAGGAAGAUGUGAAUUUGCUGCAUCAAAUUGGCUUUGAUGCUUACCGGUUCUCGAUCUCAUGGUCACGGAUUUUGCCUCGUGGGACUAUAAAGGGAGGAAUCAACCAGGCUGGAAUUGACUAUUACAACAACUUGAUUAAUCAACUUCUGUCUAAAGGAGUGAAGCCAUUUGUCACACUCUUUCACUGGGACUUACCAGAGGCACUCGAAGACGCUUACGGUGGCUUCCUUGGAGAUGAAAUUGUGAAUGAUUUCCGAGACUAUGCAGAACUUUGUUUCCAGAAGUUUGGAGAUAGAGUGAAGCAGUGGACAACACUAAACGAGCCAUUUACAGUAGUACAUGAAGCCACCGAGCCUUACAUCGUCGGCCAUAACCUCCUCCUUGCUCAUGGAGUUGCCGUCAAAGUCUACAGAGAAAAGUACCAGGCAACUCAAAAAGGUGAAAUUGGUAUCGCCUUAAAUACAGUAUGGCACUACCCUUAUUCAGAGUCAUAUGCUGACCGGUUGGCUGCUGCUCGAGCCACGGCGUUCACCUUUGACUACUUCAUGGAGCCAAUCGUCUAUGGUAGAUAUCCAAUCGAAAUGGUCAGCCACGUAAAAGAUGGUCGUCUUCCUACAUUCACGCCAGAAGAGUCCGAAAUGCUCAAAGGAUCAUACGAUUUCAUAGGUAUAAACUAUUACUCAUCUUUUUAUGCUAAAGACGCGCCGUGCGCAACUGAAAACAUCACCAUGUCAACCGAUUCUUGCGUCAGCAUCGUAGGUGAGCGAAAUGGAGUGCCUAUCGGUCCAACGGCUGGAUCGGAUUGGCUUUUGAUUUAUCCCAAGGGUAUUCGUGAUCUCCUAUUACAUGCAAAAUUCAGAUACAAUGAUCCCGUCUUGUAUAUAACAGAAAAUGGAGUGGAUGAAGCAAAUAUUGGCAAAGUAUUUCUUAACGACGAUUUGAGAAUUGAUUACUAUGCUCACCACCUUAAGAUGGUUAGCGAUGCUAUCUCGAUCGGGGUGAAUGUGAAAGGAUAUUUCGCGUGGUCAUUGAUGGAUAAUUUCGAAUGGUCCGAAGGAUACACGGUCCGGUUCGGACUAGUGUUUGUGGACUUUGAAGAUGGACGUAAGAGGUAUCUGAAGAAAUCAGCUAAGUGGUUUAGGAAGUUGUUGAAGGGAGGGCAUAAUGGGACGAAUCAGCAGGUGGCUGUUAUUUAAUAAAUCACGAGCCAUUUGAUUUAUUGAAUAUACUAUUUGUUGUCUAUUUACAACACGUACUGUUUCUUUUGCGAUGUACAUAAAAUAAACUUUUAAAAAUAAG
Messenger RNA from Arabidopsis arenosa, 3151 nucleotides. Lineage: Eukaryota; Viridiplantae; Streptophyta; Magnoliopsida; Brassicales; Brassicaceae. The record is from the annotation of a GenBank genome assembly.